This is a messenger RNA of Heteronotia binoei (common prickly gecko), 2108 nucleotides long. RefSeq names its product glutathione peroxidase 3 (gene GPX3). Gene Ontology annotation, molecular function: glutathione peroxidase activity. The transcript is spliced from 5 exons. Lineage: Eukaryota; Metazoa; Chordata; Lepidosauria; Squamata; Gekkonidae. Gene Ontology annotation, biological process: response to oxidative stress. The record is from RefSeq and is a predicted model, not a curated record.
ACACACCUAGGCACCCAACCUGUGAGGUGUGCUUGAGCCUGGAGCCCACAUGGUUAAUAUUGACAGGAGCAGCCCUAGAGUCCUUGCUGCUUCAUGAUUGGAUACACACAGUCAGCUUCAUCCUUUUAUUUCUCCCAGCUUUUGUGCUGGAAGGUGGUCGUGGGUGUGAGUGGCAGAGAGACGGUCACUGCAAACAGCAGCUCUCUGUGGAGACGAGGAGAGGGUGCUUGCACCCUUGCUCCCAGCAGCUGCCCCUAUCAUGAGGGGCAGACAUUUGGAAUCGUGGAUUUUCCCCUUGUUCUUAGCUGGCUUUAUUCAGCCACAUCUGGGACAGGCAGAGCCACAGAAGGUCAGCUGCUAUGAUUCAGUAGAUGGAACAGUCUAUAACUAUGGAGGCCUGACCAUAGAUGGUGAUGAGUACAUCCCCUUCCGGCAGUAUGCUAGGAAAUUGAUCCUCUUUGUCAAUGUGGCCUCCUACUGAGGACUCACAAUGCAGUACCUUGAACUGAAUGCACUACAAAGUACACUGGGGCCUUAUGGCCUAGUCAUCCUGGGCUUUCCAUCCAACCAAUUUGGAAAACAAGAACCCGGCGAGAACAAUGAAAUCCUUAACUCAUUAAAAUAUGUAAGACCUGGAGGAGGCUUUGUUCCAAAUUUCCAGCUCUUUCAGAAAGGAGAUGUGAAUGGAGAGAAAGAACAAAAGAUCUAUACCUUUCUAAAGAACUCCUGUCCACCUGUUACAGACAGCUUUGGUGAUGUUUCUGGGAGACUUUUCUGGCACCCUCUGAAGAUCCAUGAUAUCAAGUGGAAUUUUGAGAAGUUUUUGGUCAAUACAGAAGGGAAGCCUGUGCUGAGAUGGUACCACAAGACUAAUGUUGCCACUGUGAAGAAUGACAUCAUACGAUACAUGAAGGAGCAGGGGAUGCUGCAUGGCUAGAGUCCCUGCAGACGCAGAGAAGUGAGCUGCGGGGGCGCAAAAGGGGAUAAUGCUGCUUUAUCCAGAGCCAAAUCAUAAAUCAAAAAUUAGAUCUUCCUACCUUAAGAAUGUGAAUAAUCCUUAAAAGACAGGAUGCUUCUUAAGAAAAGUGUCAAUUUGCACAUUUGCUCAUGCUGUGUGGUAUAGAGUUUAGCACCUUUCCUUAAUUUACAGAUUUCCCAAUACAUUUUGGGCAACUUGACCUUGACUUGCUCCAGCCAGGCACCUAUCUCCCACUUUUGUCUUCAUACUGGCAAACAGGAUUCAUUCCUGAAAUAACUAACUGGAGACACUCCUUAAUCAGUCCCACUGUAUCAUAUCAGAAUACGAUAGAGCAGGGGUGGCCAACGGUAGCUCUCCAGAUGUUUUUUGCCUAUAACUGCCAUCAGCCCCAGCCAGCAUGGCCAAUGGCUGGGACUAAUGGGAGUUGUAGGCAAAAAAACAUCUUGAGAGCUACCGUUGGCCACCCCUGCAAUAGAGCCAUCCUAAGCAAUGCACUUCUAAGGAUGUCUGUUUAGGAUUGCACUGUGAGCAUAUUGCACUGGCCAAGUUUUCUGUGGCUGUGCUCCAGCAAAAUACAUUAUUACAGAAAAAACAUGGAGAUUGUUUGUUCCGCCUCUUGUUAACCUAUUUAUGAAAAAAAGAGAGUAUGCUGCAAUGAAUCCCCCCCAUGCCUUCUAUCCAUUGCUGACCCUGCUUUGCAGUGCUGUGCUAACAACUGGAGGAUGCUACUCCUGUUGUGAACCAACAAAGCCUCAGUGAUAAGACAGUACCUCUGGAUAAAGUGUGUUCUCCCUCUGCCCCUUGCAAAUGCUGAUCAGAGCAACCUCAAUAGAUCAUUUAUGUACUGAACAUUCUCAAAAUUCUUUUGUGUGUCUGAGAGUGGGCAAGAGGAACCAGGGGCCUGGGGAGCCAGAAGAUGCAUCAGUAUGACGGUUAGGUCUGAAAGCUCCCAAUGAGUGGACUUAGCCCAAGCCUGCAAAGCAGCAGAGCGGCUCCUUGUGCAUUCAAGCUGCUCUGCAAUGCACUUUUGCAGAGAUGUGAUCUUCUUUUCAACCCCAGGAUCCCUGCCUUGCCUGCCUCCAGUCUCCUACUCUGUCUAAAACUUGCCCAAUAAAAACAUUCAAUGCAA